Molecule: messenger RNA, 4875 nt
Organism: Melanotaenia boesemani (Boeseman's rainbowfish)
Lineage: Eukaryota; Metazoa; Chordata; Actinopteri; Atheriniformes; Melanotaeniidae
Product: disintegrin and metalloproteinase domain-containing protein 12-like
Exons: 23
Coding region: 399-3302 (967 amino acids)
Biological process (GO): proteolysis
Molecular function (GO): metalloendopeptidase activity
Source: RefSeq, a predicted model, not a curated record
GCACAUGGUCCCCACUCAUAAAACAACAGUUCUCUCCAGUAAUUGUCCUGGAAUUGAUGUCAUUCCAGUGGGCGACAGCAGCGGCAUGUGAAUUUGUCAAUGUUUUCGUCGCUCGUCUCUUACCUCCCCCCUCCCCCUCACUCCCGCAUUGUCUCACUUUUUGCCCGAUGCGUUUCUUUUUAUUUUUUUUUCUCAAACACCUGGACGUCUAUGAAUGGAGAAAGCGCGCGGAGUUGAAUCAGCUGUCACUGGGAUUUCCACAAGCUCCGCUCACAUACUUGAUCAUAUUUCAGGAAGUUGCAUUAUUUUUGGGAGGCUCUUGCACAUCAGCUGUUGUCGGACUGUGAUUGUAUGAUGGUUGCGCUGCAGUAGAGAGUUGCCGUCUACGCUUCAGCACCAUGAACCCCGGGAGCCACAGUCUGAAGUUUGUGAUUUUGACAGCACUUCAGGCUUUAACAGUCUCGUUGCUGAUGUGUGACAAGGUGCAUUCUGUUGAAGGGAACAUUUUCAGCACAAUCGUUCAACAGAGACGAAAAGCGAAGCAGGAACAUUACGGGACAACGCUGCCUCUUCAGCUUGUUGGACAAGAAUGGAAGCCAAUCAGCCAACUCAAAUCUCAGAGUCACCCUCCAUCACUGAAGCUCAUGGUGGAAGCGGAAGGUGUGCAGCUGCUCCUGGCUCUGGAGAAAAAUGAGGGCCUGUUUGCGAGUAACUACACGGAAAUCCAUUACCUGGAGGAUGGCAGUGCAGUCAGAGACCCUCACAACUUCACAGCAAACUGCUACUACCAUGGAGAGGUGGUGGGCCAUGUCAACUCAGAUGUCAGCCUCAGUACUUGUGCUGGGAUUAAGGGUUUUAUAUCUGUUGGAGGAAGAUCUUACGUGCUGGAACCAUCCACAGAUCGCUCUGAUGGGACUCACUGGAUCUACUCCACAGAACACCUCAAUUUUGUUCCUGGCACGUGUGGCCACGAUUUCAACAUAUCCUACCCCACAGCGCAUGCAGACAGCAGUCCAUUCAAGGCUUUCAGCUCAAGACACAAACGCCACGUCCAGACAACAACCAAGUACGUGGAACUCAUCAUCGUGGCUGACAACAGAGAAUUUCAGAAACAAGGCAAAGACCUGGAGAAGGUCAAGCAGAGGCUGGCUGAGAUUGCCAAUUAUGUGGACAAGUUCUACAGGGCAUUGAAUAUCCGAGUUGCACUGGUGGGCCUGGAGGUGUGGAGUGAUGUGGACAAGUGUCCCAUUACCCAGGACCCUUUCACCACAUUGCACGAGUUUCUAGAUUGGAGGAAGGUCAAGCUGCUGCCUCACAAGCCACAUGACAAUGCCCAGCUAAUCAGUGGGGUGUAUUUUCAGGGCACCACUAUUGGAAUGGCACCCAUCAUGAGCAUGUGCACAGCAGAGCAGUCCGGAGGGAUCGUCAUGGACCAUUCUGACAACCCCCUGGGUGCAGCAGUCACUCUGGCCCACGAACUUGGACACAACUUUGGAAUGAACCAUGACACACCGGAAAGAGGGUGUGGCUGCAGGGUGACAGUGGAUCGUGGAGGCUGCAUCAUGACUCCCUCAACUGGGUACCCGUUCCCCACAGUUUUCAGCAGCUGCAGCAAGAAGGACCUGACAGCUAGUUUUGAAAAAGGUGUGGGGAUGUGUCUAUUCAACAUGCCAGAGGUUAAAGUACUCUACGGUGGGCAGAAAUGUGGCAAUGGCUACGUGGAGGAGGGAGAGGAGUGUGACUGUGGAGAACUGGAGGAAUGUAUGAAUCCCUGUUGCAAUGCCACUACCUGCACUCUGAAAGGAGAUGCCGUCUGUGCGCACGGACAGUGCUGCCAAGACUGCCAGCUGAAGCUAGCAGGCACCCCAUGCCGUGAAUCCAGUAACUCUUGUGAUCUGCCAGAGUUUUGUACUGGUACCAGCCCUCACUGCCCCUCCAACGUUUACCUUCACGAUGGCCACGCCUGCCACAACGUGGAUGGCUACUGCUAUAACGGCAUAUGUCAGACUCAUGAGCAACAGUGUAUAACACUGUGGGGCCAAGGAGCCAAGCCAGCUCCAGGCAUCUGCUUUGAAAGGGUCAACUCAGCAGGAGACCCUUAUGGCAACUGUGGCAAAGAUUCAAAAGGCUCUUUUGCCAAAUGUGAAGCACGAGAUGCUAAAUGUGGCAAAAUCCAGUGUCAAGGAGGAGCAAACCGACCUGUAAUUGGCACCAACGCUGUUUCCAUAGAAACAAACAUACCCCUGCAGGAAGGGGGCAGGAUACUGUGCAGGGGUACACAUGUCUACUUGGGUGAUGACAUGCCCGAUCCUGGCCUGGUCCUGACGGGGACCAAGUGUGGAGAUGGAAUGAUGUGUCUGAAUCGUCAGUGCCAGAAUGUCAGUGUUUUUGGUGUGCAUGACUGUGCAGCCAAGUGCAGUGGACGAGGGGUGUGUAACAACAAUAAGAACUGUCACUGUGAGGCUCACUGGGCGCCUCCCUUCUGCGACAAGUCGGGUUUUGGGGGGAGUGUGGACAGUGGCCCCAUCAGACUCGCCGCAGAUAGUAGGAAUCUGACAGUGGGCAUCCUGGUGGCCCUCCUCACUGUGCUGGGAGCUGCUCUGAUCAUCUGCAUCAAGAGGAAAACUCUGCUGGGUCUGCUGAUCACCAGUAAAAAGAACUCACUUGAGAAGCUCAGAUCAGAAAGUGCUGCAAGCAGUGGACCACCGGCCCCUCGUCAGCCUACUUCAGUAAAUGCAUCUCCAUCUCGACCAGCCCCGCUUCUACCACACAGUGCCACCAUCUUCAAGUCUCCUCAUCGAGGGCCGGAGGCGGGGCUCCCACCAGCCCCUUAUCCUGCCCACAGCCUCCGCAGACUUCCCCAGUGCCCUCCAGUUCACCUCAGCCACCCGGUGCCCCUGUCUCUCACCCUGUCCCUCUCCCCUGGGCCCAGGCAACCAAGACCCCCUGCGCCUCCACCUCACAGAGCCCCUCCACCUCACAUGCACGUUGCACCCAGAGGGACGUCAUUUCGUAGUGCGUCACUUCAUAACUCCUGCAGGAUGGUCAUGGAGCUGGAGAAGCCCAGUCCGCCUCAGAAACCUCUCCCGGCUGAUCCAAGGACUUGUCGUCUGGUGCGAAGCUCCUCUGCAGUGCAAGGCCAUGCUGUAGCCCAAGGGCCCUCUGCGGUUUGCGGCCCCACACCGGUACCUAGCAUUUCUAGACCUGCGCGUCCUGCCCCACACCCCAACAGGAUGAGUCCCAAGCAACCUCCGACCCUACCAAAGCCUUGUAUAAUUGCCAACGUUAGAUACAGCAGCUGAGACUUUGACCAGAAGGGACAUAGUGGUGAUAACACUCAGAAAUAAAAAGUUUUUUGCACUAUGAAAACUCUGAAAACCUUAAAGGUGGUGGUGUCUCUGAGUUUUCAAUCAGGAGAUAUGCAGUGUCCCUUUGGUGCUCUGUCUCAGAACGGUGCUACAAGUCUGAGCUCAGGUACAUGUAAAUUAUUUAUAUUCUGUAUUUAUUGCCACCCAGUGCACUGUGCCAGACACUUUUACUACACGGUAGCAAGGUAGAAGUUUUUUAUUUCACUUUUUUUUCACAAUAAGUGAACUUUAUGAAGGCGAUGGGCAGAAAUUGAUAAAAAAAAAAAAAAAACAAGAAAAAGAAGGAAAAAAAUCUGUGAAAUUGUGAUUGCAGAAACGUUUCUGUAAAAAGUUUUAAUAAAGGGAAAUUACAUUUUUGUUUUUUGUUCUUUGUAUUACAUGUAGAAAUUUAAAAAAGAGUUUUGUGCAAUGACAGAUGAGAAGUGGGGUUUUUCUUAAAGAGGAAUGCUUUCUGUAGCAUCUUUGAGCCAGUCUGGUGAGACUUGAAACGAUCACAGCAAAACAGAAAGUGGUGUUACUGACAGCCUGUUUAUUUUUCAUCUGUUUGACAGAAAGUUAAAUGAGUGAAAUGCCUCUGUAUUUGCCUUUUCCCUGACCUAAGAACCUUAGAAUCUCACUUGAAUGAUGCAGGCACUAAGGUAUAAAAUGAACACAGAUCUAAAAAUGAGCUGAGAUCACAAAAGUAUUAUCCAUCCCUCUGGAAAGUGAACUCCUCAGAAAGAUGGUGUGUGUUUUAAGGAUUUACCUUUAUGCCUUUCUGCACCAAGGACUCUGAUUUAUGAGUCAUAGACUCACUAAGGACUGUGCUCACAUGUAAACCGCCGCUGUCUGGCUACAGUGUUUAUACGUGGAUUUUAAAUCAUGUUUUUUCUCCUACAGAAAAAGGACUGUUUCACUAAACAAGGACACAUUUCUUGUUUUGUGAAGUUAAACGGUUAAUCAAUGUCCACUGAGUCAUCAUUCACAAAUAAACUAGGCUGUUGUUCAUUUAUCUCAUGUUUUGCUUAUGCUGUUGGUACUUUAAAACCAUUUUAAAUGCCAGAUACAAAAUCCUUCAUAAACUGGAAAGUGUUCCAUCAUUGCAGCAGAACUAAUGUUGCACUGAUUGCAGUGCAGCAUAUAUACAGUGUAUACAUUCACACUGAGAAGCAUUUUCUUUUAACACGGCUGUUUUUCAUAAAUAUCUAGGCUGAAAACUGAAAUGGGUGGACUUUUGUUACUUUUGAUCAUUUUAUCCUUAUAAUAAUGCACUAGCUUUGUUCACUUUGCUUAUCCAAUGCUCUGUGUCCAUGUACUAAUAGUCAUUUGAGUGUAAUUCUGUACCUUUUUAUCUGUUUUGUUUUUUGUUUUUUUUACUUGUGUCACAGGAGAACACCUUUUCACGUUGUUUCUUUUUAUAAUCAUGAUUUGAUACUUCAUAUGUAAAAAAAGAAACUCAAAGUGUCAGUGGCAGGUCAUGGUAUUUUAAACACACGAGCAGCAUUAUUAAAACUGUUUUUCAAACACA